This is a messenger RNA of Colletotrichum phormii, 692 nucleotides long. RefSeq lists its product as uncharacterized. The record is from RefSeq and is a predicted model, not a curated record. NCBI's taxonomy places the organism in Eukaryota, Fungi, Ascomycota, Sordariomycetes, Glomerellales, Glomerellaceae. The transcript has 2 exons. The coding region runs from base 115 to 639 and encodes 174 amino acids.
CCUCAUGCUAGCUCGGUCGGAAAGGCCAACUCGCGCCUCUACCCCUCAGGAUGAAGGAUCCCUUUCCCCUCAUCGACCAACCCCCCUUGACCCAGUUUGGCCGAACUCCUCUCCAUGACACAGAUUACCAGACAUAUAACGGCGUAUAGUAGUGGUGGUAGGCGUCGCUUCAUCCGACCUUUGCGCCACAUGUCUGCCGCUCUUACCUCACUUCACCCGCCGAAUCCCGUUCAAGGCCCGUACCGUUUGCCAGAUCAUCCCGUAUUCGUACUUCUGUACAGUACAAACCUCCCCUUUAAACACAUACCAUGCUGCCAUCUAAACGCCUCCAUCUUGCAUGGUGGCGUACUGAACUUCGUUCUGGAUCGACGCCCCUUUCUUUCACUCCCCCGACCCCGACCCCCUGUGUACCUUUAUACUUGGCGGCGGCGUAGCAAAGAAGGAUCAAGCAGCCACCAACCAACUAUCCGGGGCACAUUUCCCAUGGACCUGUCAAGGAAGAGAAUCCCACGAGUAGCCUUACGGACCAAAUGUUUGGGGACUUUGGUCCCCAUGUCUGAGGCAGACGGGUUUCCCUUGACGUGCCGAAAGAGGGCAAUGGUACCCUCUCGGGAAGGAAUGGUGGUCAGCAAAAUCUAGGUUAAGCCAGUGAGAUUUGUAGUAUUCUCAAGGCCGAGGAAUGCGCAAACGAA